GUGAAGGGCCGGGCAGUGAUGAGCGGGCUGUGAAGGGGCCGGGAGGCGAUGAACGGGCUGUGAGGGGGCCGGGCGGCGAUGAACGGGUCAGGGCGGCUGCCGGCCGGGCCCGCGGAGCAGCUGGGCGCGAACGGCAGCGGCCCCGCGGAGCUGCGGGAGGGCACCCACGCCGCCACGCUGGCCGCCUGCGCCUCCCUGCUGGCCCUCGUCUUCUGCCUCGGCUCCUACGGCAACCUCAUCGUGCUGCUCUCCUUCUUCGACCCGGCGCUCCGGAAAUUCCGCACCGACUUCGACUUCAUGAUCCUCAACCUCUCCUUCUGCGACCUCUUCAUCUGCGGCGUGGCCGCCCCCAUGUUCGCCUUCGUGCUGUUCUUCGGCCCGGCCCGCGGCGUGCCCGGCGCCUUCUGCUUCACCUUCCACCUCACCAGCUCGGGCUUCAUCAUCAUGUCCCUCAAGACGGUGGCGGUGAUCGCGCUGCACCGGCUGCGCAUGGUGCUGGGCAAGCAGCCGCACCGCGCCGCCUCCGCGCCCUGCUCGCUGCUGCUGACGCUGCUGCUCUGGGCCGCCAGCUUCACGCUGGCCACGCUGGCCACGCUGCGCACCCGCGGCUCCUCCCGCCUCUGCCUGCCCAUGGCCAGCCUGCCCGGCGGCCAGGGCAAGCUCAUCCUCUACCUCUAUGUCACCGACUUCAUCUGCUGCGUGGCCGUGGUGUCCGUGUCCUACGUGAUGAUCGCCCAGGCGCUGCGCAGGAACGCGCGGGCGAGGCAGGGCCGGCCGGCGGUGGCCGCGGGUACGCCCAGGGCUCAGCCCUUCGCGGGCCCGGAGCUGUACCGGACCCAGAGCUGCAGCAAGCCGCCCCACGGGCACGCCAAGCUGGCCGGCCGCCUCCCGCUGGCCUCGGCCGUCAACCUGGCCGCGGCCAAGGACUCCAAGGCGGUGGUGACGUGCGUGGUCAUCGUGCUCUCCGUCCUGGUGUGCUGCCUGCCCCUGGCCAUCUCCUUGGUGCAGGACGUGCUGUCCGGCAGCGGCGGCUUUGUGCUCUACCAGUUCGAGCUGUGUGGCUUUACCCUCAUUUUCUUCAAGUCGGGGUUAAAUCCCUUUAUCUAUUCCCGCAACAGCGCGGGGCUGCGGAGACGCGUGCUGUGGUGCCUGCAGUACGCGGCCCUGGUCUUCUUCUGCUGCAAGCACAAGACGAGGCUCCGAGCCGUGGGCAAAGGCAGCCUGGAGGUCAACAGGAACAAGUCGUCGCACCACGAGACCAACUCAGCCUACGUGUUGUCUCCGAAGCCUCAGAAGAAGGGUUUGGAGCAGAUUGGCGCCAGCCACUCCAAGGACAGCGUGCUGAGCCCCAAGGCGUCGGCGGGGCAGCAGCACUACGGGCAGAGCAGCUCCACGCCGAUGAACACGCGGGUCGAGCCCUACUACAGCGUGUACAACAGCAGCCCCUCGGCCGAGGGCAGCACCCCGCACAGCCUGCAGCCCGCGGGCUCCUCCUUCGCCUUCGCCAAGCCCUGCGGCGGCGCUGCCCCCGCCAGGCACAUCCCGCUGCCCUCCGUGUAG
Ficedula albicollis (Collared flycatcher) is the source of this 1560-nucleotide messenger RNA. It is a transcript of the gene GPR75, whose product is annotated as G protein-coupled receptor 75. Gene Ontology annotation, cellular component: membrane. The record is from RefSeq and is a predicted model, not a curated record. Gene Ontology annotation, molecular function: C-C chemokine receptor activity. Gene Ontology annotation, biological process: G protein-coupled receptor signaling pathway. Lineage: Eukaryota; Metazoa; Chordata; Aves; Passeriformes; Muscicapidae.